Messenger RNA from Suillus plorans, 1277 nucleotides. RefSeq names its product membrane bound O-acyl transferase family-domain-containing protein. The record is from RefSeq and is a predicted model, not a curated record. Bases 185 to 1144 code for a protein of 319 amino acids. Lineage: Eukaryota; Fungi; Basidiomycota; Agaricomycetes; Boletales; Suillaceae. Gene Ontology annotation, biological process: lipid metabolic process. The transcript has 5 exons.
CGAACCUAUAAGAACUCAAGAGUCUGAGGGAGGGGAGGUCCCCGCCUUGGUCCUACAGCUCGGCAUAACUUUGGACUUGCGGGUUCCUUGGAAUAUUGUGACUUGCAGCACGGUUAUCUUCGUCUGCUGGACUUGCAUCCAGCAUGCUAAGACUAAUAUUCUUUUUAUUGAUUACUUCAUCGGCAUGGCAAUUGCUAGCAUUGCUAUGGAUGCAAUACACAUGACAUUGCUGGUCCGACCCCUUCACACCUUUCGUCAUCGGAAGCAAACACGGUCGGCGCACGAACUCUCUUGGUCCAAAAGGUUCAUCUGGGCUGCGCAAUUGUGUGGUUCACCCAGAGGAGUGGGCUGGAAUCAUCAAGUGAAAAAUCUGCCUGAGCACUCCGCAAAAUCAAGACAAGAAUUUGUCCUUUCGCGUCUAAUGAGUGCAGCUAGGCACUUCGUGUGGUUCGACUUUGCACAAUUCUACAUAAGGCACAAUCCGGCAUACAAGUCCGCUACAGCAUUCGCAUCUCAGAAUUUCACCCGUCGCAUUCUGGCCUGUGGUGGAUAUUUAGUGUUCUAUUAUUGCUUGGGUGUUAUCAUCCAUUCAUUGAUGGCGGCUCUUGCUGUAAGCUGCACGUCGUCUGAGCCGAGCUCGUGGCCCAAUUUCUUUGGGAAAUGGGAGGACGCAUAUACCAUCAGACGAUUCUGGGGUCGAACUUGGCAUCAAUGUUUUCGACGCUUCCUGGUUCCCUUUGGCCAGAAGAUAGCAUCACUUCUUGGUUUCAAACCCGGAACAAAUGGAUCGUCCUACACUCAACUGUACACUGCCUUUUUCAUCUCUGGCAUUACUCAUAUAGGAGGCGACGCAGUGCUCAACUCCUCUCGCCUUGGCAUUUCGAGCCCUUUCUUCCUAUAUCAGGCAUUCGCCAUCACGUUUGAGGAUAUGAUCAUAGCUGCUGCUCGGCGUGCGGGAGUGACAGAGACGAAGUGGACGCGUAAGAUGGGAUAUGUGUGGGUAAUUUGUUGGUUCAUUGUUACUGCGACGCCAUGGGUCACUGCUGUGGGCAUUGCUGGGGUAGAAGAUGGUGGGGCAGUGCUCCCCUCCAAAAAUUUUCCACCUUCGUUAUGCGACGUUCUCGUCAGAUAUGUGGGCAUUUAGUUGAGUUCUUGUAUGCUUAGGCUUGCCCACUCUCUUUUGGUGCGCGUCGCGUGAAUGCUGAUAGUUACGCCUCUAACUCGAGUACCCUGAUUUACUGUUGUGAUAUAUGCCCACAUAAACAUGUUUUUUGCCC